Molecule: messenger RNA, 17746 nt
Organism: Porites lobata
Lineage: Eukaryota; Metazoa; Cnidaria; Anthozoa; Scleractinia; Poritidae
Source: the annotation of a GenBank genome assembly
UAAAGCGAGGAGGAACUGAAAUAUAAAACCUUCGACUCAAUAUUCAGUUCCAAUUAUGGUUUCUGCGGCUCCACGAAUCUUCAGCAGGAAUUCGUAGCUCGCGUGGAAGCAUUCAUUCUAGCGAGAGGAAGUCUUAACAUUUUGUGAAAAUCACCACAUUCGAAGAGAUUUUUAAUGAUCUGACUGCCUUUGGUAACAGUUAGAAUUCUCGCAAACUAGCAUGCGCAUGGCUGCGUUUGUCCCCUAUUUGAUUGCGCUCUACUGCUUGAGUUUAGUCCAUGCUCAGUCACAGUUGUUAAUCGAAAUCGACAGAGAUCCGAGUUUAGCGAUAGAGGACGACCUUAAACUGCCCAGAAAUACUGCUGAAUGCCCUUUUGACGGAAAUAAUGUAUCUCCUGCAUGCCGUAAAUACAAGGCUCAGUUGCUCGGAGGUUGUUUUUGUAAAUGUGACAGACCCGGAGGGGACAAGUACACUUUCUUUGAACCGACCAAUUCUUGCUUGAAGGUCAGCUUGGCUCGUCAGAGAUCAGGUAACUUAGUUUCAUUUGGUGCGCUUACUUACAUUGCCUUUUAAUUAAUGUCUUCUCAUCAAUUUAAGUUACAAAAUAUUAACUAUCCGAUUGUCCCAGGUGACAAACAAAUGUCUAAAGGAGGAUCGAUUUAGCUAUAUAGUAUUCAAUUUGGUGUUGCUAAUUAACCAGAACGUAUGUUUCGCAGAUUCAAUUUUUGGAAUCGUGAAAUCCGUCACUUAAUACAAAGGCAAGGAUAUGUAUUUCCUUUUAAGUUAACUUGCUAGCUGUAUUGUAGAAAAUGAUUGUGUGGGAAUGGAUUUUAUUGAUGGUAGAGCUGUUAUGUCAAAAUUUGGCCAUGGUCUGUUGCUAUUGGUCUGCCAAGCAUGUAGCAGUCAAGUGAAAUUUAAAAUAUGUGGAUCAAAUUUAGGUUUAAUUUUUCUAUCAAACGCAUGACAAUCUUCAGUCACCGAGUAGUGUUACUGAAAUUCUCUAGGGAGCUUCUUUACCAUUUUGUCCGCUAAUUUGCUUAAAUUACACCAUAACAUUCUUUAGAAAAUCCAUUGAUUGUUGUCACCUGUAAAAAUUGUACAAACAAAAAGGAAAAUUAAAUCCUUAAUUUUUCAUCAGGAAAACGUAUUAUAGCAAUAUCUCAAUUUUUCUUGAAAUGAUCAAGGAAUACAAAGAACGACAAAUUUUCCUUCCUAUGUCCCUGUUAAACCCGUGUCACUAUCCAAGGACUUUGUUGUUAUACAGCUCACACACCAAGGAUCGAGAAAAGCUAUAUCAUAACUCUUUUCUCCUUGAUCUAGAAUAUUUCAAUAUUUGACACUUUUCAAUAAAAUAUACAUACUUUAAAAAGUAUAACAGUUGAUUACCUCGAUUACUUUGAAAAUUAUCUAUAGACAUUUUUUUAUUUCGAAGGAAGUUGCGUGGGCAAGUUUUAGUACUCUUAUCGGUUUACUAGGUUCGCGAUUUUUAGUUCAAUUGAUUUAAUUAUUUUAUUCUAAUUAAGAUAUUGAAGCAUUGAUGCUGUACAGAAGCUACUCUUUGUAAGCCCUGUGCGGUGUACGAGCUUUUUGCUUUUAAAAGCAAGUUUGCAUCUUUGUGCGCAAUCUUCCUUCCUCAUGUAUUAUGUACCAAAUGAAAGGGUUUAAAACGAAACAGCACAAAACGAAAGUAUACCCUUAAUACCUGCAGGCUCUUCAACAUCAUAAUAAAGGUGCCGGCCUUUAAUAACGAGGGCUAAAAUGCUUAUGUCAUUAACUUGUGCACAGAAUUUUGUUCCAAUCACAGUGUAUAAAAAAGUAUGGUGUUCAUUAUGUCUAUGAUUAUGAGUAUGAUUAUUCUUUAUAAUUUAUUUGUUUUUCUACCAAAUCACUCUUUCAAUUUGUAAUUGAACUCGUUACUUAACAUAUCAUACUGACUGGAUUCUUUAUGUUCAUGUAUUAUACACACGCGUACCAACUCUUAACGAAUAUUUUGAUGACAGGUAAUCAGCGAAUACUCAGUCAACAUCUCGAUAUCAGGGUAAAUUCUUAUUUUCCUUCUUUAUUUAUAAAUCAGCGAGUAAUAAAAUGGAGUCUUUCAAUUUAUGAUUUAACUAGUUAUUUAAUAUAUCCUACUGAUAAGAUUUAUUAUUUGAAAUUUAUUAUUUUAUUCUUUAUUAUCGGUAUUAUACACACAGGUACCAACAGCACUCUGAAUGAAUAUUUUGAUGGCAGGCCAUUAGUGUAUACAAGGUCGUCAUUUUAAUAUCAGGGAAAGUUCUUAUUUUAAACUUUUAUUUAUAAAUCAGCAAGCACCAAAAUGGAUUCUUUGGUUGUUUACCGUUGGCCAAAAUAUCAAGUUUGCUUGGAACAAUUAAGGAAGGUACAAUUUAGUAUUUCGAACGGGAAAUUUAAUAAAACCAGAGUUUUCCGUAGGAAGGCAGUGGAGUUGGAAGACUCCUUCCUCCUCAAUCUAUGGAUGGUAACCAAGCUCGCGAAAAAGCUAAUUAAGAGCUCUGACUCACUGAAAACAACCGCAAUUGCUUAAAGGUAGCUGGAGCGAUGAAGGGAAUGCUACAUAGCGAUCAAUACUAGUCAAGAGUCACUGUAUUGUUAUGUUUUCUCCUUUGUAUGCCGGAUCAGAGGCGUAUUCCAACGAGUCCAAUUCUAUGCUUUCGGACUUUCUUCCGUCUUAUAUUUCGUCUAAACGUACUUUAUAUCUCAGUAACGCUUUUUGUUUGGCUUAAGUACUAGUAAAGGUAAUAGGAUACAGAAUUCCAGUGCUGAAUUAAUUCGCUUCCCAUCAAUCUAUAUUUGGCGUAUUCACCCAAUCUUCGCAUGUGCAAGGAGAUCGGCUCUGAGGCAAGGCGUGAUGAGCCUCACAGAAUGCUAAUUACUAAUUACCUUGGCAGUCCGACUUUGGAGCCUGUUAGUUAUGGCGGGUCUCUUACUCACUAUCUUGAAUAUUAAUUAUGGGGGCCGAGUUGAGAUUUUUAUGACAAUGACCCAUAGUUACAUUUUGAACAUCUAAAUGCCUUUGUUGUAGAUUUUGUUUUGGAAAGGGGGAGGGGGCGGAUUUUUACUGCCCAAAAGUUAGCUGGUAACCAUACCAAGUUAAUGUACAGCAAGCCUUUAUUCCAAUUCACCCCAACCAAUUCCCUCCCCCCCCCCCCUUUCCGAACCACUUUGCGCCAUCAAUUUGAGUGUUCUUGAACAGUUUUUCUAGGGUAUCGCUUUCUUGCUAUUAUUGCCGGUUCGUAAGUGAAGUCCUAGAGACCAUGUUGGUUGUCAAGAACAAAAGCAUUUCUCCCCUCUGGAAGCUAAGCUCUAUUUUUAUGUCAAUUCUUCCAAAAGAAUUUCAUUGUAUUGACCACGAACAUGGCCUCCUGGUCACGUGUUUGCAAACAAAGAAUUGGUUGGUGGAAUGUUCUUUAAUUAUAAAAGCGUCCCAAUUCAAUCAAAAACUAAGAACAAUAACAACUUUAAAUAACAAGGUUGAAAAGCAUUGGUUAUGCUAAUAAAUUGAGAAAAUGAAGCACACAGAUCAAGUGUCCACUUGCGAUCAGGAUGCAGCCAACCAAACCAAACUGUGCUACUGUUAAAAGUUUAAGAAUCGUAGAAAAUACAUAUAUCUUCUUCAUACGUAGUCAGUCACUGAAUAAUGUGACCAUAGUUAAUAGAUUGGAUUGGUUAUGAAACCCGUCAGACUAGUCCUUUGUUUUUGUGGACCUCACGGUGCACAACGUUCAAUAGCAUUCCUAGAAUUUUGAUCUUAGGGUCUGUUUACAUGGAGGUGGGGGACCUAAGGUAGGUGAGGUAACCCGCCUGUCCAUAUAAUCUCUCAUUUUAACUUGAUCACGUUUACAUGAUAGGUGGGGUGACCCGCCACAUGUUACCUCACCUAUCUGGGGUCCCCCACCUCCAUGUAAACAGGCCCUUAGUGACAAAUAAACGCCUCCCAAAAACUUAUUCCGUCACAAUUUGCCAAUAGAAAACAAAGAUUGUGCCCCUUCAGGGAGCUUCUAACAUAAACCGCAGCACCGUUUUGUUGUUUUUGUUGUCUUUCAUGACUAGUCUCCUCUAAUAACUAUGAUGCGACAUAAUAGGUAGUGAGACUUUUGACGUAAUUCCGAAUAGACCAUUUUACGGCUUUGUGGGCUUAGUACCCUAGCCUCUGAGGUACCUGAGGCUGAGGUUGCCCUUGUUCAGUUUGAUACAAACCUCCUUCAUUUUCUUAUAAAAAUUAUGAUAAAAAAAUUGUUUGAAUAGGAAUAACAUGAUUAAAGGAGGAAGGGUUGUAUCAAAAACAAGGUCAAUUCCAGCCUCGUUUCCACUUGUAACUAUAAAAUGGGCUAUGGGUAACAGUUUUAUGCAGCUUAUGCAUUCACGAUUGAUAAGCAUGCAUUCCUCUAUUGCCUCCUCUUCAGUGAAUUUGUUAUUAUGAAGAUGAUGAUGAUGAUGAUGAUGAUGAUGAUGAUGGUGAUUGCUGUUGUUGUUUCUAGUGUAAUCCUGGUUUCAAACUUUUUUAAAUUUUGAUUUGAGUCUGAGUCUGAGUAAGUUUUGCCGGCGAGGUUAUCGCGUAUUCGUGAAUCGAUUGAGAAAUAUGCCUACUUAAUAUUUUGUCAGUUUUUAAACUUUUAUGAAAAUAACAUCGUCGUCUUCUUCACCUUAGGGUGUGAUUUACUCUUUACUGGCAAGACAGCUGAGAGCGCAUUAAUUUUUAUUCCCUCAACGGGUGUUUCUAAGAAAACCAUCAACGUCCCUGCCAACAAAACAUGCAGCUUUUACUUUGGGGAGAAACUCUACGCACAUUACGUUGGUUGCGACGGAGCCUGGAAGGAGAUAUCAUCAAACAGUGUAAAUGAGAGUUUAGAGGUCACUCCUGGUUGGAACACAAGUCAGCUGCAACUCGCGGUGUGUAUUAAGGGUACUCAAUUACAGUUCAUGCGAACACGCUUUGUGACAGCCUAUGCCCAAGGCGUUUUCUCUUGCCUAGUUACCUGCGCAAAGUCUGGUGAAGGCUUGUCUCUCUAGGUGCCCUCACAACUCGCGGUAUAGUCCAGGUUUGACCGUGCCGAAAGGUUAGCUUGUUGACAUUUCUGUAACUGGUACAGUAGCAACCGCCAUUUAUGACCUUCUCCACAACAUGCAUGAUCUCGUCUCCAGGUCAUUUUUCCUUAUUCUACGACUCCUUGUUAAAUAGCCUGCGAAUACAACCGCCUCUCGUCGACUUUCCUGCCGCCCGCUCAAUCGACAGGCAGCUAUGAAAGGCGUCUGUGUUCGCGGACUUCUUGUUUAUACGACAACCCGUCAUUACAAAUAACGGCGAGGUAUUUAGGUAAUAGACUAGUCCACCUUGUAACGACCUAAUUUCCAUGUUAUACAGAUGUCGUAUGAAACUAUCAAGCAAACAAAUAUACAAUAGACAAAUAAAUCAAAGCAAAGACAGCUAAACAGAUUUACUGCUCAACCAUUAAAUCGCAUAACAAACAAACAAACAAACUCGAAAGAAAAAAAAAGAAACAAACAGACAACAACAAGAAACGCAGCUUAACAGAUUUGCAGUAUUUUUUAGCUAGUUGAUGAUUGUUUGUUCCAUUUCUUUUUUUCCUUCCUAGACAAGAGGCAGCGUUCCAUCUUUCCUUCACUCGAACCCUGGUAGGAUUUUUAGAGUCGCAGUACAGUGCCGCGAUUUACUUAACAACACAGUCGACAGCAGCUGCGUUAUGUUCAAGGUUGCAGGCAGAAUACAGUGUAAGACCUCUAAUGGAUGUACAUGUCAAACUGAUUGAAAAUUUGAUGGAAAACCAGCAAACAAACUAGAAAAAAGGUCAAGCGUUGCAUGAAAUGAGCACUAAAUGAAACAAUCAUUUGCAAAUUGGGCUGAUUCCACAGAGACUAAAAACAUUACCUGUAGGCAUUUAAUCUUUUGUUUCGCUACUAUUCACUAAUCACUCAGUGGACCGUGAUCUUUAAGAUAAUCACCAUACUCAGCUUACCACUGUGAAUAGCUCCUUUUCUUCUGUUGAUCCACAACAACAGUACCAAAGGAGAUUGCGCUUAACUUGUAAAUUGCCAAAACAACUAGAUAUAAAUUUCUAGCAACGAAGCAUGGGAACCAUACUAAUUAUUGGUGAUUAAAGCUAAACUUACUAUCUUUGAAAUUGCUUAGGUCCAAUCCCUCAACAGCCUCCGUUAAACCAAACCGCAACUUUACCACCUCCAAUUGUUGAAAUAACCAGCACCACAGCCACACCAACGCGUCCAACAACCACUCAGGCAGAAAACGUAACCACAGGCACACCAGCUGUGGUCACAACUGAGGUUUGUUUGGGUCAUAACUGUGUUUUCUUUUUGGCGUUUAGAUUUGAACGCUCGAAAAUUAAGUGAUAUUCUCUUACAUUUCGGUAGUAGUAUAAACAAAUAAUAGCAUGAUUUGUAGGUGACAUUUGGCAUAAAUACCACUCGUGAUAUUUCAAAAUUGUCUCAAAAUUCACUCUCCCAGCUGCUCGUGAAAUUACGUACAAUAAUUUUGAAAUACCACGAGUGCUAUUUAUGCCAAAUAUCACUACAAAUCAUGCCAUUCAUUACCUAUUCAAAUCAUGGUUACAAACUUAAAAUUUGUAAUUUUGAUUUUUAGGCAGAAAACGUAACCACAGGCACACCAGCUGUUUUCACAACUGAGGUUUGUGUGGGUCAUAAUUGUGUUUUCUUUCUUGCGUUUAGAUUUGAAGGCUCGAAAAUUAAGUGAUAUUUCCUUACAUUUCGGUAGUAGUAUAAGCAAAUAAUAGCAUGAUUUUUAGGUAAUAUUUGGCAUAAAUACCACUCGUGAUAUUUCAAAAUUGUCUCAAAUUUCACUCGCCAAACAGCUCGUGAAAUUUCGUACAACAAUUUUGAAAUAUCGCAAUCGUGGCAUUUAUGCCAAAUAUCACUACAAAUCAUGCCAUUCGUAAUUACCUAUUCUAAUUAUAGUUACAAACUUUUGUAAUUUUGAUUUUUAGGCAGAAAACGUAACCACAGGCACACCAGCUGUUGUCACAACUGAGGUUUGUUUGAGUCAUAAUUGUGUUUCCUAUUUUGCGUUUAUAUUUGAAGGUUCGAAAAUCAAGUGGUAUUCUUUUGCAUUUCGGUAGUAGUAUAAACAAAAAUAGCACAAUUUGUAAGUGAUAUUUGGCAUAAUACCGCUCGUGAUAUUUCAAACUUGUCUCAAAUCUCACUCGCCAAACAGCUCGUUAAAUUACGUACAACAAUUUUGCAAUAUCGCAAUCGUGGUAUUUAUGCCAAAUAUCACUACGAAUCAUGCCAUUCGUAAUUACCUAUUCUAAUUUUAGUUACAAACUUUUGUACUUUUGAUUUUUAGGCAGAAAACGUAACCACAGGCACACCAGCUGUUGUCACAACUGAGGUUUGUUUGGGUCAUAAUUGUGUUUUCUAUUUUGCGUUUAGAUUUGAAGGCUCGAAAAUCAAGUGAUAUUCUCUUGCAUUUCGGUAGUAGUAUAAACAAAAAAUAGCAUGGUUUGUAGGUGACAUUUUUGCAUAAAUACCACUCGUGAUAUUUCAAACUUGUCUCAAAUCUCACUCGCUUAACAGUUCGUGAAAUUACGUACAACAAUUUUGAAAUAUCACUCGAGGUAUCUAUGCCAAAUAUCACCGCAAAUAAUGGUAUUACCUAUCUAAUCAUGGUUACAAACUUUUGCAAUUUUGAUUUUUAGGCAGAAAACGUAACCUCAGGCACACCGGCUGUUGUCACAACUGAGGUUUGUUUGGGUCAUAAUUGUGUUUUCUAUUUUGCGACUAGAUUUGAAGGCUCGAAAAUUAAGUGAUAUUCUCUUACAUUUCGGCAGAACAUAACUACUAAUGUUCCUGGAGCAGGAGCUGAAACGACGCAAGAAGUUCGGGUAAGUAAUUGCUAUUGUCUCGAGUAUAUAAUCACACUGAAAGGUAGAUAAAUUGGGUGUCAGUAAACCACGAGGUCGGGCCGGGGUCGGAGUCCAUCCUUUUUUUAAAAUACUCCUGAUUUUAAGGGUUGGGGUUAGGGUUAGGGUUAGUAUUAUUGUCCACCCUAACCCUAACCCUAACCCUAACCCUAACCCUAACCCUAACCCUAACCCUAACCCUAACCCUAACCCUAACCUUAAAGCAGCAUUCUUUAAAAACAAUGAUCGACCCCAACCCCGGCUCCGGCGCCGACGCCAACCUCGCGUUUUACUGACAAAAAACCAGCGCGAAACUCUGACAUCUUUCAUCAUCGUUUACGGCUCGUUUACAGCCUGCAGCGGCCGAUUUUGUACCAGAACUUGAUCUACUCGAUCUGAUCUCUCUUCGGAACCUUUUCUUUUUCUAUUCAGGAAUUUAAUUUUGACAGAAAAUAGUUUAAAAAUGCUAAAACUAUCCGUUUUGUUGCCGGUUGGCACAUGGUCAAGUUUUCCCAGAGACUUUCGACACCAGAAAUUCAUACAGUUGUUGUCUUUCUCUGCGAUUUGGCAUCGUCGUGAAAAGCAAACUGCUUUCCAGCUUUGUACUUUAUAACUUUUAAAGCUAUGGCAGUAGCGAAUUGUGACGCUCAGUAAAUAAAAUGUGGAAGCCAACGCUUUUUAAUAUUAACAAGGGCUGCAUAAGUAAAUUGUUCCGUUUUUGAGCCUUUCUAAAAAUUGUUGUUUGCAGAUCAUUAGCCGGUUUUGUCUAUGACUAGUGGUCUUGAUGCCUUUUUCUUUGGGCCGGGUUUUUCGGUAUAAUGAACCAUAGGUUUUGACCAACCAGAUCGCGCGUACUAUCUUAGUAAUUUUAUAAAUUGUAAUGAGCCUCACUUAUUUCCUUCCCAAAUAAAUUUAUUCUAUUAUUUAUUUAUUUCAGAUAUACUUAAUUACGUGUCGGUGACACGUAAUUGGCGUAAUUGAGUACGUAUUCGCUGACCAGUUGUUGGUUUAAUUGAUCGCAGGCUCAGAUCCACAAUAAAAAGGCCACAUAACAAAUAACUUUUUAACCUCGUCCGUUUGGUCAUUACAGGGAAAUCUCAGACCUCGGCCUUGAUGUAUUGCUCGGUCAAUUCAUCAAGGACUCGGUCUGAGAUUGUCCUGUAAUGACCUCACUCUCGGUUUAAAAGUAGUAUGUAUUUCGUAUCUCAACAGGUGACCACAUCUCCGUUUGAAAGUAGUACCCAGCCUGAUUUUGGGGUAAGGCAUGGGCUUAUAAUUAGUAGCAAUGCUACUUUAGUCUAUCUGUCAGUUGUGUUAUAAAAACAGGCCAACAGACAAACAAACAAAGCAACACAAAACAAAAACACAAAGAAACUGUUCACGAGUAACGGUGUUACUCAAUAACCAUCAGAAAGGGUGAAAGGAGAGAUUUGAACAUGUUUAAUCUUUUCAGUUUUCUUUCAUAGAAACGAAUUUUAAAACUACAUACUUGUUAAUUAGUGCCAACUGAAUUGAUUGAUUUAUUUUUGCGUAAUAUUGGCAGUAUUGUGUUGUAUCCUAUUCUCUAAUAUCCUAUUCUCUAUCCUGUUCUCUAAAUCCUAACCCCAUUUCAGACCAAAAAAUGAAAUUUUCUACACCCGUUUUCAGACCAGACGUCUAAUAUCCAUAACCGUUGCCUUCAUUCAGAAAUUAUGUUAUAUUUACUUGGAUUAGAGCGCAAACAAAAAAAUUCUUCGAAGCCAUAUUCUCUUUCGUUCUUACUCAUUUGGAACUGAAAUGAUAAAUCCGUUCAUACACUUCCGUAGUUCCCUCAAAAAACAAAACCCGAUUCCAGACAAAAUGGGCAAAGUGUAUACGCGUUUUCAGACCAAAACGGCGCAAAAACCCUAUCGAUAGGGUGGUACAUAACUAUAUGGCUUAUAUAAGGGAGUCACCCCCGGGUUUAAUUUCAACUUUUAAUGUCUGCUUUGGUCGUUUUUGGUCUGUAUGGACCCAUGCAUAUUAUCUUGUCUUGACCCAUUUAGCUUUCCGUUUAAGCUAUUAAGAUGAUAAUUGGAGAAUUCAGCAUGAAUAGAUCUUUUCACUGGUACCUCAUUUUGCAAAUUUUGGCCAAUCCUGUUCAAGUUUUGGCUUAUGCGCUUGCGCCAAAAACAAGAAAGCUGCUUAAUUACGCCCAAAUAACAGAAAAUUAUGUCCCUAGUGUUAGUAGUCUCUUUUUAGCCAUCUCCGUGCCAACUGGCCAAAAACGGUUCAAAAAGGAAGAUUUGGUCCAAAAUGCGAUUUUUUCCCUAAUAAAUGACUGACGGCAAAGGGUUAAUACGUUAGUUGUCUUUUCUUAAUUUCCAGGGCCCAACAGGACAGUCUGCAGAUAAAGAAAAGCAAAAAGGCCAAAAAAAGAACACUUACAUUAUAGCGGGGGCUGUGGCAGGCAGUAUUUUACUCAUCGCUUUGAUUCUUCUUAUUGCAUGGCGCUGCAAUACUACUAGGUUAGAAAAAAAAUCAUUUGUUCUUUGCUACGGUAAAUACUUUCAUGUAUUUAUAAAAACCGGUGAUUUACUAAAGGUAGCCUUGAAUCUGUAUAGUCAUUCAGAUUUGUGGCCAAUAUAGAGAGCCUAGGUCUUGGACGGCGAACAAAUUAAUUGAAAAGUUGCAGAAGACUAAUGGCACCAAACUAGUUAUUUGCCUUUCCACCCUCACUCAUAUGCGCAAGUGUAGUUUAAAAAUAGACAAAUAAAAGCAGCAGACUUUUACUGUUAUUGCUUAAUGAUAAUACCAACAUACUUAGAAUACUCCAGCUCUUCCAAUAACUCGUUUGGUAUCAGAAGUUUCUCAGCGUUUUAUUGUCAGUGAUUAUUAUUUAUCUAUUUAUUUAUUUAUUGCAGGAAACGAGUUGAUUCUCUAAACCCUUUGGAAAGUAAGUUUUCUUUUUUCCCAGUUCAAAUCCACCAUCACCUUUCUUGCGACUUGGCGGGUGUUAGAGUUAUGGUAAUGGAAAAAAUAGCAGGGAGGGGGUGGGUGGGGUUGGCGAAUAUCAAUCCAGUAUUCUCAUCCCAUCUAUCCUAAUCUACCAUGGUAUUCCGAGGUAUUCUAUUUGAGUUCGGAAAAACAGUCCGGAUUCUAAGUAGAAUAUUCGAGGUGUACAUCGCGUCAUGCGUGCUUGAGUACCUCCGGAUAUUAUCGUACACUCCACGUGUGCCUAUCCGUAUUCGGGCAAAUUCAGUCGCGAAUAUGUGCCUUUUUGCGCAGUGAAUUUGUUCACUCUCUAUAAUAAUAUUUUUUUCAUUGUUCAUGUUUUGUUUAUGAUCGUUUGUUGCCUUAUUUUUUUAGCCUCAUCAAUUUCCAGUCCGAUUUCACAGGUAUGUUCUGUUUACGUUUACUGGUUAUGGUGAAUUAAGCGUGUGCUUUUAGCCAAUCACAAUCAGGGAAAUACUUUGAAUGAAUAAUUCAAAGUAUGCUUAAGGAAACUUUUCCUUCCAUCCAUUUGUUGUAUGGCAAAAUCAAACGAAAGGAAAUAUUAAAUUAAAUCUCACGUAGUUUGGAUCAUUAAUAGAAGGUUUAAGAUUUAAACUAAAAAGACGCGAAAUCUGAUUCGUUGUCUUGACCAGUCAUCUCUAUUUGGACUAACCAAGGAGAACGGAGCGCGAGAAGUUUAGCCCAGAGGAAAGCGAGCGGAGGGGGAGUGGGCGCUCCCUUUGAGCGCGCUUCUCUCUUUUUUGAUAACCUGGGACUGAGAGAGAACUGAGAACGAGUCAGACGUGAACAAGCCAGGUUCCUGAAACAAACGUGUAUUGCGUAUUACAACGUCCCUUGUUUAGGUAUAAUUUCUACAGUUUUUGCUUAAUACAGUCAUUUCUUCUUCCUUUUUAUAGAUGAGUCGCAACUCUAUCCCAGUCUACACAGAUGCAGCUUACGUGAUGGAGGUCGGGCCUACAAAUAGCAUGGGUGAGUUACGAUGUUUUUCAAUGCGUCAGGCAUGUUCAGCCAGCUGUUAUGUUUUUUUUUUUACUGGCAAAGAUUAGUACAAAUGUCGGAAAACCCUCUCUUAAUGAAGCUUUUAUUUACACGAGAAACCAAAGUCAGUUUUUUGCUCUAUUAAAUCUAAUAGUGACGAGACAAUACAAAUAUUACGAGGUAAUAAAUCAGUAACGUGCCAAGAUCACUCGUUCAAGCAUUAAACAACAGUUACAGAAAAAAAAAAUCAAAAUUGGUUAAAAGCUCAAAGCAACAUUUCAGAUGGCUCUAGUGAAAAAUAUACAAACAAGGAAAUUAAAAAAAGAUUAACACUUAGAAGAAUGUCUUGACAGUUAGUAGAAAUCCAUCGCAUAAAAUAGUAUGACUAAGCUGCGAUUAGGAGUUCAUUCUUUACGCAAACAAACAGGGUAAAAUUAAAAUAAAGGAGUAUCCAUACCAGUAGAGAAAGGCUUUGUCUAGUUUGCAAAAAAAAAAUUAAAUUGUGAAGAGGAAAAACACUUCUUAAUGCAUCGUAUAGAAUACAAUAACCUUAGACAGAAACUUUAUUUUCAUAUUUCAGAAAACGAUGCAAACUUCGUCAACUUAAAAAAUCACAAUAAAACUUUUAAUCAUGUUUACUAAAAUUAGAUAAUUACAAUACUUAUCAAGUUAUUUUAAUAGCCAAAUAUGCCCGUCUAAUGUUUCAAAGAACUUAAAGACAACUUGAGACGUAAAUCUCUUUAAUUUCCUUGUAGAGCGGUUUUCAUUUGAGUAUCGUAAAACCAAAACCAAAGUAAUUACUCUAGCCAAUCACAAAGGACACAGACAAUACAGUGAACCAAUUAAAACUCGAAGUAAUUACAUGUAGCUGACGCAAAGCGCGGGAAAAUGCAUGCGAGCGUGACACAAUUGGUUUUGGUUUUCCUUCUGAUUGGAUAAAAAAGUGGCGCGAAUCUUUUAAGCCAAUCACGUAGCGUAGUAAACGCAAAACCAAUUACCUUUCGACACUCAAAUGAAAACCGCUCUAAAAUGUCUUAACAUGUAUCAGUUCAUGUAUGUAGGGUCCCCACACGGUCUGCCUUGAAUACCUUUUGCUAAAUGUUGGUAGUGAGUAUGUAUUUUGUAUUAAUUGUCGUUAGUAAGGUUGUUGUUGUCGUUGUUUAGGUUCCAAGAUAAAUUGCUUCAUGCAAACCUCUUUUUCAGACAAUCCAACAUACCGCAGAGUCUCAGAUGGUGUAAUGGUAGGCCCGGAAAUCAAGCAAAAACCUGACUACGCAGGUGUCUUUCCCUUGGGCGCACCGCCAAGGCCUCCAGCGGAAAAGCGCGACAGCGUUAACGGUCAGAUCAACCCUGCUCUAACCUUAAAAGAAGAAGUCGUUACCUUGAACCCACUGUUUGAAGGAAAAGUAAUAAAUCAGAAUGAUUUAACAGAUCACGGUCCUAGUGAAGAGAAAGUUAUAGAGGAGGACUUGAAGAACACACAUGGUUAGUUUUCGACAAAAGAAAAACAAAUUAAACAAAAUAGAGACAGAGAAACAAAUAAGCAAGCAAAGUAAUAUAUAUUGAGAAAAUGGGGGACGUGUUCAUUUGUUUGUUAGCUUCAGCUACUUAACCUGUUUACCUGUUUAGCAUUACAAUUAAACUACAUUACCCCGCUCUGUUAGUCUUCACCUAAUAGUAAUAACGAUUAAAAUUACUAUGAAGAUAAUGAUAAUGAUAAUAAUAAUGAUAGUCAUGAAAUUCUUUAACCAGCGUGCGUUUUCACCAAAGUGGUUUUCAGGAUUGCCCUGCAUGUUGAUUAUUUACCAGUAUUUAAGAAAUAUGUUAAAAAGAAUAAAAUUAGUACAUUACUAUACACAGGAUUAUCAUGUAAAAAGGUAAUGAAAAUAAGAAUUGUACAAAACAUUACGAUAACAGACAUUUGUGGGUGCUACUAUAGAAGUGAAAAUAAUUUUCUACGAAUUACAGAUUUCAACCAAACGUACGACUGUCCUGAGGAGAUCCUGGACUCUAAGCCACUUCACUCGACACCUGUGCCUGUGUAUUACGUAGCUGACGAGUCCUAUGCGGAGAAUCUUCCAAGCCCUGUCGGAAAUGGCCAGAAUGAUACCUUGAGGCAUGUUUAUGAUCAACCCGAGGGUAAUCUUAGCCGUGGGGGAUCUUACAUCGUUGCAGACAAUCCCAAGGGUAUGUGAGUCUGUAAGAUUUAGGGACCGGUCAUUAUUUAUCGCCAGGGAGGGGGGCGGGGCGGAGGAUUUGGGGGGAUCACUUGAUUUAGACAAGACAAGACAAGACAAUGUUUUAUUUGGAGUCUUAUACAGUCCUAUGUAUAUCGACUUUAUCCAAAUAAUUUAAAAUCAUAACACAAAUUGCACACUAGUGGAACUAUAAUCAAUGUUAACCUAAACAACUAAUGAUCUUCUUUUCUCAUAGCAGUCGAAUACGUAUCUUGCAAUUAACUUUUGCACUGGUUUGUUCUUGCUCAGAGGGUUUAUUAACAACAGAAAAACAUUAUCUGGUGCCAUUCUGUUUACUGAUAUUCCGUAUUCUUUGUUUAAGUAUUCAGAUAAAGUACUUCUUUUUUCUUGAUACGCAGGGCACAGAGUUAAAAAGUGUAUUUCAUCUUCUACGUCUUUUACAGAUAGGACAGAUCCUCUCUUCCGGUUUCUUAUAAGGUCUUACAUACCAACCUGUCUCUAUCACCAAUUUGUGAUUGCUUAGACGGAGUUUAGUUAGAGUUAUCCGGUGUCGGACGUUGGUGACCUGACGAAGAUAAUCUUCACAUUUAUAAUUUUCUAUUGUUUUAAAUUUUCUGAAGGUUCUUAGUUCGUUCUUUUGGUUGGCGUCAUUUCUUACGUCAUUGUUUACGUCACUUAACCAUCUUUGUAAUUCGAUGUCUUUCAGUCUUUGUUUGAUAAUGUUCAAGAUUCCUAUGUCAUUUACAUGUGCUUUUGUCCAGAGGUAUCCCAGCCCUAUUUGGUCUAAUACGAUUUAUGGGAGAACGAAAGGGGGGAUCAGUCGUAACUGAGAACCCAAAAGGGGGGAUCACUGAAAACUUUGGAAGGAUUCAGAGAGGGGACCACUCAAAUUUGCUUGGAAAAUGAAGACAAAGGGGGGGGGGGAAAGUCAUCAAAAGUUUUUAGGGGGCAUCACUUCAGUGAAGUAACAUUCAAGCAAAGAGGGAAUCGGCUAAAUUUGACCUUGUUUAGCCCCGAAUCCUCCGCCGCCCACCCUUCCCCCGUACUUCCCCGCUUAAGCGAUAAAUAAUGACCGGUUCCUUAGUUCUGAUAGAUGAUAAGUACGAUUGCUGGCCCAUUUUAUAGGGGUGUAGGGCCAAGGUGCCUCCUUCUAGAUUUAAAUGUUAAAUCGAGAACAACCUCUUCUCUGAAAGCGCUGAACUUAACUGUUAUCAGAAGGAGCUAGAUUAUGUGGACAGCAGUAUUUUGAAUUUCUAAUAUAUAAGCAUAUAAUAAACAUCAUUUAUAAUUAAUAGGCUUUGGACAGUUUUAAGCAAUGAAAUAGCGAAAACGCAGGGGCACCCAACGGGAAAUUUUGAGAAAAAGACCCAAAAACAGCAACAAAGCGUGAAUAAAGUUUUCUGAGACUAUUUUAAGCAUUUUGGGAGAUUGCUGGAAAAAAAUUAUCUGUUCCUCACUCCCAGCAAGACUGAUGGAAGAGUUCCCAGCCAGCAAACUUACAACCUGCAACCUGACUUACUGGGAAGUUUCAUAGGGGAUAAUUCAGAUCUUGAGUGGUAAGUAACCCAUACAAGUAACCCGUAGCAGCUAUUCUAGACUUCAAAUCCCCUCUGACACCCUGAAUUAUUUUUUUCCCAGCAACACUUUCCUUCCAAGGACUAUUACUUCUUCCACAUCUCCCAGCCAGCAAAAAUGUGCCUGAAGAACAGAUAUUUUGAGGAACAGAUCCAUUAGGUGCCCCUGAAAACGGACGUAUAGAAAUUGUUACGUAAAAGGAACCCAAAGAAUCAUCGAUAUUUAAGAUCUACAUUCUUGGUAAAACAUAAUGGCUAUCAUGAACAGGUUUCCAUGGAAAUGUACUAUAAAUGCACUAGAGAUCAUACCAGUUGAAAUAAAAGUUACUAAAGGGGUCGUAACACGAACGAUGUUGAGAUUUGCAAAUCUAGUUAGGCCUAAUUACUAUUUAGUAAUAACUAUGUUUUUCUUCCUCAGUUACAAAUAAUGGCCAGCGAAAUCCAUCUCAAUCGAGCUUUGGCGACAGGAGUUUUCAAGUCAUAUAACUAAUCGGAAGUUGAAAGGCUUCCAGAAAAAGAGACUCAAAAGAGAGAAGAUGCUUACUGAACAUUAUCAACUCAAUGCAGAGAUCAGUUAAAUAUUUCUCCCUUAGUUUUAUAUUAGGUAGUCAGCGACGCUAUGCUCCAUCUUUGAAGAACAGAAAUAAGUCAAAACAAUCUUAAUAUUGCGCGAAGAUAUUGUGUUAUGCGAAAAAUUCUAUUCUAUAUAUACCUAAGAAUUAAGUAAUGCUGCUCUUCGCUGUUCUAAGACUUACAUGUAAAUGGCUUAUAGCAAACAAACAUAGUUGUAAUCCUUGCUCAGAAGAAAACUGUGUGAGCCCAACCUAGAAUCUGCUAUUAUCUUCGAUAGCCAGGGACUAAUAUUUAAAGUGACCAUAAAUAUAUGAGAAAACUUAUUAAUAGCUUAAAAUUAAUGUAUAUUGCUGAGGGCUCUUGAAAGAAAGGCUUGAACAACGCAAUGGCAAAGCUGUAGCUGUAGCUGUAGAAAACAGUGCAAGAAAUAUUACUCCAAAUGCUCCUUUGACUCCCCAUGCUAUUGCACCUUUAACCCUUUCACUGCCAGAGUGCUUGAUGGAGUUUUGUAAGGUGACUCUAACUUUUGAGUCUGUGGACGAAAUCCCAUGAUGUGACCAUUCAAAUGAAAGCUCUCUUCCUGUACUUACACAUGGUGCUAUUUGCCUGUCAAAAUUUUAGAAAAUGAAAUUUGGAUAUUUCAGUGGUCGAAAUUUGCCUUUGGCCACAUUUGGCAGUGAAAGGGUUAAGGUCCUAUAUCACCGCUCUAAGCCCAUUAUUGACAGCUUACACAUUAUUUGAAGAUUCACGUCAGUCUAAGUAUCGUGGAGGGUAAGAUUUAUCAUAAUUACCUAAUUAUUAGAAUAGUGUAAUUAUUAUUAGAAAUUAGAAAUUUUAAAUACUUUUAUCAUCAUUACGACAACAUCAUUAAUAAUUCGUCGAUGGAUGAAUGCAAAGCAAUCCCCCCUUUACUGUAAUACCAAAAACAACAAGAAAAAGGUUGGAAAAAAUGUCUUUGCAUGGUUUACCCGAAAUAAACUGAUUCCUAAAGCGACAAUUAAAUUAAAGCAAGCCUUUUAGGAAACCCAGGAACGCACAGUACGCCUAAGGAGGGGGAGGGUUGUCUGGCCUAUACGGGUAUGCGCCGCUGUACAAGGUAUUGUUCUGGUUAUCUCUAUGUCCAAAAUACGGUGUAUUAUUUUGUGCGAGUAUGUCUUAAUUAUAUAGAGGGUAUUGCCUGUACAAACAGGGUAAUAAAAUUGAGGAUUUUUAUUUUCGUCCUAAGGAGGCUGGGAUAGGGUUUCAAACCCUCAGCGACUCAACUAUACCCAAAUAUGAGUUCACUACUCGUCCCUCCUCCCUCGGGACAGAAGAAGGUGUCAAGAAAAUCAACACCACCACGCUGGUGCAGAGUAAUGCGCAACCUCCGGCUUGUUUUUUGCAACCCCUUUUUAAAGAUAAGAUAAUUAAUAGAUAAUCUUCGGUCGGUGAAAAUAUGCUAAAAGCUUUUGGCGUCUUUUUUUCUUGAUCUUUGUUCUGAACUGCGUACAGAAAUACAGAGGAAAAAAAAGCAAAAAAAAAAGGCGCCAAUAAGGG